AUGUUCAAGUUCGAUUUUGACGUCGAAGAGGACGAUCUCGACCCCUCUGCGGCCGACAUCUUUGGAGCGCCCAGCUCGCAGACCAGUCCACGGACCAGACAGUCGACACAACCUCCGAAGGAAAGGGGUGCAAGUGACGGGCCGUCAGACAUCGACUUCCUCGACGCUCCAUCAGAUCUUGUUCCUGGUGUGUAUGAAGGCGGGCUCAAGACAUGGGAGUGUAGUCUCGACCUCGUGCAUUGCAUCGCUUCAAUACAUGGCGACGGUCUUGCAGGCUGGCUACGAGGGAAACGUGUGGUAGAGGUAAUUGGGUUGCGGAACUGCCGUCCCUCUCUUUACUUACUGCACUCAAUAUUCUCAUCUGGACCUCCACAAGGCGACGGCAUCGAAGUUACGGUACACCUUCAAGACUACAACGAGAUGGUCCUCCGUCUCGUAACACUUCCAAACAUCGUCCUCGCAUGGUCCGACCUCCUUCCUCCCUUCCAGACAUGUCCCCAGCUUCCGCAUCCUUUCCGACCCCUUACCUCCAGCAGACCCGAGCAUACCGGCGAGCUCGCGUUCAAGCCCGCGCUCCUCGCCGCGUUCCGCGCGUCCCUCGCCGCACACCACGUCUCCCUCUCCUUCUUCUCCGGGGGGUGGGCGUCGUUCGACGUCGGCGCCGCGGCCGGGCCGUACGACCUCGUCCUCACCUCCGAGACGAUAUACCGCCCGGAGAGCCUGCCAUCGCUCGUCGCGCUCUUGCGGCGCGCGACCGCGACUGGUGCGGCGUUGGAAGACGCGACGAGGCUACUGAGCUUGAAGGACCAUGACGACAGAGGGAAGGAGAUGAGCGCGCUAGCGGGCGCGCCGUGCCUGUGCCUUGUCGCAGCGAAGCUCGUGUACUUUGGCGUGGGUGGUGGGAUGAACGAGUUUGUGCGCGCGAUUGAGGCAGAGGGAGGGGCGAAGGGGAAGGUGACGACCAUCUGGGAGACGGACCGCGGGUGA
This is a messenger RNA of Epithele typhae, 987 nucleotides long. RefSeq lists its product as uncharacterized. NCBI's taxonomy places the organism in Eukaryota, Fungi, Basidiomycota, Agaricomycetes, Polyporales, Epitheliaceae. Gene Ontology annotation, biological process: peptidyl-histidine methylation, to form tele-methylhistidine. The record is from RefSeq and is a predicted model, not a curated record. The transcript has 5 exons. Bases 1 to 987 code for a protein of 328 amino acids. Gene Ontology annotation, molecular function: protein-L-histidine N-tele-methyltransferase activity.